Propithecus coquereli (Coquerel's sifaka) is the source of this 1332-nucleotide messenger RNA. It is a transcript of the gene KLHDC9, whose product is annotated as kelch domain containing 9. The record is from RefSeq and is a predicted model, not a curated record. NCBI's taxonomy places the organism in Eukaryota, Metazoa, Chordata, Mammalia, Primates, Indriidae. Bases 145 to 1011 code for a protein of 288 amino acids. The transcript has 4 exons. Gene Ontology annotation, molecular function: cyclin binding.
GCAGAGGCUUGAGGUGGGAACCGGGACUGAUGGCCGGUAGGGGGACAUUCCGGGGAAGCCCAUGGAAAGCGAGGUGCCUGUCCCUCCCAUGUAGGUGCGCGCUCCAAGCCGCAGACCCUGCUGCCCUUCCCCUCCCUCAGGCCCAUGGCGGUGGCUAUGCCCCCGGCUCGUGCGGGGAGCUCGGGCUGGGCCUGGCGGCCGGUGGCGCGGGAUGCGCUUUUGGCUCGGGCCUUCCAUUCAUGCACUGAACUGCGGGGACGGUUCUAUCUGGUGGGAGGUCUCCUAGUAGGAGGAGCGAGAGAGCCCAGCAGUGAUACAGUGGUCUUCGACCCGGCUGGGGGCCAGGCCGUGCCACUGGGAGCCGGGGGCAGCCCCCAGCGCAGUCACCACGACGCGGCACCGGUGGGCGGGCGUUGGCUCUGCGUGGUGGGCGGCUGGGACGGGUCGCGCCGCCUGGCCACAGUGACUGCGCUGGACACAGAGCGCGGCGUAUGGGAGGCGUGGACAGCGACCCCUGGCGAUUGCCCUCCUGCCGGCCUCAGCAGUCACACCUGCACCCGCCUCUCCGAUGGAGAGCUGCGGGUGGCUGGCCGAGAGGGAGGCAUCCGCACUCAGCGACGGUAUGGAAGCAUCUACACGCUAAGGCUGGACCCCCGCGCUCGCACCUAUUGCUACAAGGAAGAAGGUUGCCACACAGCCUCACGCUCAGGUCACUGUGCUGCCCUGCUCCAAACUCCUGGGCCCCACCCAGGUCAUCAGCUGUUGCUCUUUGGGGGUUGCAACUCAGGUGAACCAGAAAUAGCUGGGCGUUGGAGUCAUGGGAAGAUUAAGUCCCUUCUUUCUCCCCAAGGAGGAACCACCUGUUACCCCUCUUUUGAUGGAACAGCUUGCAAGGCUUGUGAGCAGUGGACAGGGGUCCCUGAAGGGACCCCAUGGACUACGGCAUCACUCGUGUUCUGUGGUGGGGCCCUUUGCUGUGCUGUUUGGUGGAGAAACUCUAAGCAGAGCUAGAGACGCCAUCUGCAAUGACCUCUACAUCUAUGAUACCCGCAAGUCUCCUCCUCUGUGGUUCCACUUUCCUUGUGCAGACCGUGGGCUGAAGCGUGUGGGCCAUCGUACCUGCCUUUGGAAUGAUCAGCUUUACCUGUUUGGGGGUUUUGGUGAGGAUGGCAGGACAGCUAGUCCACAGGUGUGCAUCCUGGAUCUCUUUAUCUAAAGAAUUGUGCCAAGACACACCCACCAAGCCUCUGUUUUCUUGCGAACCCAUAAAGCAUUAUCACCAGAGCUAUCUACUUUCUUCAAAUGCUUAUUAAAUUUCAAUCUUAGAGUCAA